Molecule: messenger RNA, 742 nt
Organism: Erythranthe guttata (spotted monkey flower)
Lineage: Eukaryota; Viridiplantae; Streptophyta; Magnoliopsida; Lamiales; Phrymaceae
Product: auxin-responsive protein SAUR68
Biological process (GO): response to auxin
Source: RefSeq, a predicted model, not a curated record
AUAAUUAAUGAAGCUGGCUGUCUAAUUUGGACUUACAUUUUACAAAUGUAUAAAUGUAUUAUCCUGUGGUUGUAAUAUAAGACAGCCUAAGUAAUUGGGACCAUCUUGUUCUCAAUCCAGUUAGCAAACUGUAAGGUUUAUCUUUAAUAACAUAUGCCACACCUAAAUACAUUUUCCCACCAAAUUAAUUUAAGGUACCAAUGUAUCCCACUCCCACAUGCUGUAAUUGAAUCCCUUAUAUUUCCAUCAACAACUCGAACUUCUUGUCUCCACCUUCCUUCACUAUAAAUCGCACCCCGAAUAUCGAAUCUUUAAAGAUUUCAGUUUUCCGCCCCCACUUAACCUAAAAUGAUCACCGGGAAAAAACUCGCUAAUAUGGCCAAGAAAUGGCGGAAAAUUGCCGCCCUCCAAAGCAAGAGAAUCCCGUUUCCAAGAAACGGUAGUUUUGCAGUCUACACCGUCGAUCAGAGGAGAUUUGUGGUUCCAUUGGCUUAUCUUGAAAAUUCAAUAUUCAGACACCUUUUGAAGAUGUCAGAAGAGGAAUACGGGCUUCCGAGUGACGGGCCUAUAGUAUUACCGUGCGAUUCACUCUUCAUGGACUACGCCAUUUGCUUGAUCAGACAAGGCCGAGGUCUGGAUCAUUUCCAAGAAGCUUCUAGAAGCCCAUGCUCCUCGUCGUGCUUGUACCAAGGGCAGAUGAAUCACCAGUUGCUUAUACAUUGAGCACUGCUAUAAUAGAAUA